Molecule: messenger RNA, 3030 nt
Organism: Plodia interpunctella (Indianmeal moth)
Lineage: Eukaryota; Metazoa; Arthropoda; Insecta; Lepidoptera; Pyralidae
Gene: AP-1sigma
Product: Adaptor Protein complex 1, sigma subunit
Exons: 5
Coding region: 178-651 (157 amino acids)
Biological process (GO): vesicle-mediated transport; intracellular protein transport
Cellular component (GO): membrane coat; intracellular membrane-bounded organelle; AP-1 adaptor complex
Molecular function (GO): clathrin-cargo adaptor activity
Source: RefSeq, a predicted model, not a curated record
AAAAUCUAGUAAAGUAGAGGUGGAAACUAUCGUGAAUCGAAUGGAAGACAUCAUUUUUUGAUGAGUAUAAUAUUUUAUUGUGAUGAUAACUAGAUUAUAAUCUUAUUUUAAUAUCUCAAAACAUUCCCUUUAAGUAUUAUUUUGUGACUGAUCUAAUUAUACGUUUUACAUAACAAAAUGAUGCAAUUCAUGCUGCUAUUCAGCCGUCAAGGCAAGUUGAGGCUUCAGAAGUGGUAUGUGGCGCACCCAGAUAAGCUGAAAAAGAAAAUCACACGAGAACUUAUCACGACUGUGCUUGCGAGGAAGCCUAAGAUGUGCUCGUUCCUCGAGUGGAAAGACGUCAAAGUCGUGUACAAAAGAUAUGCGUCAUUGUACUUCUGCUGUGCGAUGGAGCAAGAAGACAAUGAGCUGCUGACCCUGGAGCUCAUCCACAGAUACGUCGAGUUGCUGGACAAGUACUUUGGCAGUGUAUGUGAACUGGACAUAAUCUUCAACUUUGAGAAGGCCUACUUCAUUCUCGAUGAGUUGGUACUUGGCGGAGAGCUGCAGGAGACGAGCAAGAAGAAUGUGCUGAAAGCCAUCGCUGCACAGGACCUGUUGCAAGAGGACGAGACGGUGGACGCGGCGCUCCGGGAGGUGGGGCUCCUCUGAGGGCGGCUGGGAGCUCCGGACAAGAGAGAGACACCUGCAACUGACGCCGAUACUGCAGACUAAAGGAAUUGUUACACGAAAUUUACAUUCCAAAGUUUUUGUUUUCUAUACAAUGGGGACAUUUUCAUUUGAUGUUGAAAGUGAAUCAUUUGUUUGAUGAAAAUCGCCCUAAUGGGCGUAGUGAUUUUCUGCCCGCCUAAAACUUGAUUUACACCAAACUAGUAGCUUAUUUGCUUUAAUAUGGCUGUCCUAACAAUGGCCAUAGCCUCUUAUGGAAUUAAAUCGUGUGUAUUUUGAUCUCCCAGGUGAUUUGCCAGUAGAUGAUUUCAGGACACAAAAAUGUGGUAUUUGCUCACCCAGUUAAUAUCACCCAGGUGAUUAAAGAAGAAUAAAUCUGGAUAGCCAGAAUAGAAUGAGUAUUUGCUCGUUUGGUGUAAAUCACUCUUAAAAACUGUGAGAGCAGUUUGAUUGCAAAUAAUGAAUAUGUGCUAUUUACAAAUAACUUAAACUUAAAGGGAAUAAGAAAAAAAAGCAUAUUUCCAAAAAUUCUUCGCUGAAAAGUUACAUUACCUACCGUACUGAAAAAGCUCUCUUGUUUACGAGAUAUGGAAAAAACAUUAUUUUUUUUCAAUAAAAUCAAGGCGAUCAAUGGGGGUGGAAAACGUUAGUCUAAAAUUCAUACAAAUAUUAUUUGUAAGAUUUCCAUGUUUUCUUCACCAUUAAAGUGUACAGUACUGUGUUAUAAAUUAAGAUCACAAAGCAAAAGCUUUUAUAAAUAAGAUGGUAUCACAUUUUCUAAUAAGUAUGUUUAUCCAAGCUCUUCCAUUGAUAUACAGUCAUACGCAACUACCAAUCAGUCAUAAAACAAGCAGUAGAACUAGAUUGGUUUUGAGGAAAGGCAAAACAAUUGAUAUAUUUUUUAUAGAAUUAUAGCACUUAACUGACUGACACGUUAGUUUGGGUAUUUUAAAAAAGAUAAACUUUGUCUUCAUAUCGAAAUGUUAAUAGUAUUAUAAAAUAAUUUUAAAAUCAUAAUAAAUAUCUUUGCACUUUACAAUUAAAUAGUGAAUUUGUUCAUAUUUCAUAUUUAUUUUAAAAAUCAAUAAAAAAUAUGUCAGUGUAAAUAUACCUAAACAAAUGUGACAAAAAAAUAUUUGGAAUGUUCGCAUCAUUACAGUACCACCACGUUUAUAAGCAAUUUACAUUUACAAUUACAUCGGCAAUAUUCGACGACGCAGAAUAGCGCGUCCAACCGCCGAAUCAAACCGAAUACAAACUCAAUAAAAUAACGACCAUAUUACUAGGACAUAAGUCUUAAAAUCCAAAAAAAAUCAAUGAUGCGUGCGUACGACGCGACGGCGCGGACUUCAGACAUCAUGGCGCAUACGCGUCAGCCAAUAGCGGACAGCUCUGUUCGCGGGUAAACAAACAUGGCGCGCUCUGAUUAGCUAAAAUAUUUUCGCGCCGUACAAAAAUUAGACUUCUGCGCAGGUACAUCGGUGUAACUUAUAAAAGUGGUAGACCUGUACAUCUAAACUACUUUGGAGUCAUUCUAAAUGUGAUACCAAAAGUAAUAUGUGUAAAAAAACGUAUUUGCCCAGCAGUUACUAGAAAUUAUAUUCUAUCGUCUGCUGGAGAAAAUUAAAAUCUUAGAUAAGAAAAAUUAAUUUUCUAUUUAUGGACCAUUUUUUCUUAAUUAAUAAGAGUGAUUUGUUUUAUUAUUCGCGUUAUUGUUAUUAAGCCAACGAAUUAUUUUAAGAAAAUGCCGAAUUUAUAUUCCAUUGUUUUUUUAUUAUCAUUAUUAAAUAUUUUAAUUAGUUUAAUAAUUAUUAAGAAGAAUCGUUUUUUAUGUGAUUAAUAUAAUAUUUUAUUCCUUUAUUUAUUCCAUUUGUGGUACUAAACAUUUUCCAUAGUGCCAACUUACAGUUAAUCUGAACUAAAAUCAUAUUAUUAAUUAUUAACGAAAUAAAAAUAAUAUUUUGAAUUAGUUACAUAUUAAAGGCAAUUUGGCAAAAUAGACCAAAAGAGAUUAAAAACGGCAAAUUUUGUAACUAUUCUCAUCUUUUAAUGUAAUACGCUUUUGAUAGUAAUUAAAUAUUAUAUGAAAUAUUGUACUUGUUUAUUUACAUGUGCAAUAAUGUUCUUUAUGUUACUUAAUGUUCUUUAAUUUGAUUAUAUUUGUAUCAGAUUUUAUUCAUUGAUUUUAAUAAAUGUUAUAUGUUUUUAAAAUUUUUAUUUAAUACAUACACAUCCCGCCUGUUCAUUAAAAUUUAUAAUUUCAAAAUCUGGCAAUUCUAGUUAAAAUCACCCACACAAUCUGGCAAAAAUAUUCUUUUUUUUUUAACCAGAGGAUCAACAUUUUGAUAAUUGACCUAUUAU